Molecule: messenger RNA, 1213 nt
Organism: Chelonoidis abingdonii (Abingdon island giant tortoise)
Lineage: Eukaryota; Metazoa; Chordata; Testudines; Testudinidae
Source: RefSeq, a predicted model, not a curated record
ACACACGGCCCCGGUGCUGGACAUCGAGUGGUGCCCCCACAACGACAACAUCAUUGCCAGCGGCUCCGAGGACUGCACAGUCAUGGUGUGGGAGGUACCAGACGGGGGGCUGGUGCGCCCCCUGACGGAACCGCUGGUCACGCUGGAGGGGCACUCGAAGCGCGUCGGCAUUGUGGCCUGGCACCCUACGGCCCAGAACGUGCUGCUGAGCGCAGGCUGUGACAACGCCGUGCUGCUGUGGGAUGUGGGCUUGGGCCAGGCGUUGCAGGAGCUGCGGGACCUGCACCCCGACACCAUCUACAGUGUGGCCUGGAGCCGCGAUGGGUCCCGCCUCUGCACCUCCUGCCGGGACCGCCGGGUCCGCGUGAUCGAGCCCCGCUCUGGCCGCGUGCUCUCCGAAAAGGCCAACCCUCACGAGGGCUCCCGGCCAGUCCGCGCUGUCCUGCUGGACGACGGCAAGAUCCUCACCACCGGCUUCAGCCGCAUGAGCGAGCGCCAGGUGGCGCUGUGGGACCCGGUGAACCUGGAGGAGCCUAUGAACCUGCAGGAGCUGGACACGAGCAGCGGGGUGCUGCUCCCCCACUACGACCCCGACACCAGCAUGGUCUACCUCUGCGGCAAGGGCGACAGCUCCAUCCGCUACUUUGAGGUGACGCCCGAGGCCCCCUACCUGCACUUCCUGUCCCUCUUCAGCUCCAAGGAGUCCCAGCGCGGGGGCGGCUGGAUGCCCAAGCGGGGCCUGGACGUCAGCAAGUGCGAGAUCGCCAGAUUCUACAAACUCCACGAGCGCAGAUGUGAACCCAUUGCCAUGACGGUGCCCCGCAAGUCAGACCUGUUCCAGGAGGACCUGUACCCCGACACGGCCGGGCCUGACCCCGCGCUGACGGCAGAAGAAUGGUUCGGGGGCAAGGACGCCGGCCCCCUGCUCAUCUCCCUGAAGGACGGAUACGUCCCGCCCAAGAGCCGGGAGUUCAAAGUCAACAAGAGCAUCCUGGAGCCGCGCCGGAGCCAGACCUGCUCCGACGGGGGCAGCCCCGGGGCGCUGGAGAAGUUGACUGAGGACGUGCGGCAGCUGCAGGCGACGGUAGCGGAGCAGGAGCGACGCAUCGCGGUGCUGGAGGCACAGGCUGCCAAAUAGCCGGGGGGAGCCUCCGUCCCCCACCCCAACCGUCUGUCCAACUCAGGGCUGCCCCCCCCAAGCUUUACCCCCCCA